This is a messenger RNA of Oryza sativa Japonica Group (Japanese rice), 1767 nucleotides long. The record is from RefSeq and is a predicted model, not a curated record. Lineage: Eukaryota; Viridiplantae; Streptophyta; Magnoliopsida; Poales; Poaceae.
GCGGCCGCCGCUUCCCUUUCCCCCUCCCCUUCCCCCGCUUCGAAUCCCCCCCUCCCCCACUCGCGCGCCGCCGCCUCGUCGGAACCCUAGGCCCACCCGAUCGGUGGCGCGGCGAUGGCGAUGGCGGCGCGGCGGGUUCAGCUCGCCGACCGGUGGCGCGGGAUCCAGGAGGCCGAGGAGGCCGAUGACGACGGCGGCGGCGGCGAGCCGUCCGCGGCCAGGCAGCGCCGCCUCAACCAGGCCAAGGAGGAAUGGUUUUCACAUUGUUUUAAUUUUCUGGGAAGUUUGCCAAAAGAAGAGCAUAUUUGGUGUGGAUAUGCUGAUAUUAUGGGACCAUUUCUGGAGACCUUCCUUGGUUACUUUGAUGACCAAGAGGAAAACUCACCUCCUAGGACAAUAUGGAAACGGAUUUCUGAAGAGCUGAAUGUUUGCGCACAAUGUGUUUGCGAACACCACCAGGCACAGAAGGAUUUUGAUUCUGAAUAUCGGUCUGGCGUUGACGCCCUCCUGAAAGUGUUACGGCUUCUCGAUGAAGAGAGGGUUACAGAACAUCUUAGGCAGAUGAAUGCAAAAGCACAAUUAAAGGAGUACAAACCUUCAUGCCAUGAUGCAGAAGUUAGCAUAAUGUUUGAAGUUUUGAUGUAUCCCAUUUUGUUAGAUGACCUGUCACUGGCUAAUCAGUUCCAGACAUUCAUUGAAAGAAUUGAUGAAAUAUUUGAAGUGAGCCUUUCUACUAAUCAGCAAUACCCUGGUGUUUAUGCAUUACUUUUCUUCAAAAGUUGUAAAGCUCGAGCAAUUGGGCUUCGCUUAGCCCGGUCUAUGGGGAAAUUGAGGUAAUGUGCUUGCCACUUUCCUGUUCAUUUUGAAUCAAUAAAGUUACCAAUUAGAUCCAUACACGGAAAUGCAUCUACAUAGUGUACCAUGUAGGAAUAGUUAGGCAAUGUCAUAGAACUGUGCCUGAAGGUGGAAGCUUCCAACCAUGUGUUUGAUGAUGCUGUUUGACUUUGUCAUAGUCUGAUAUUUGUUAAUAGCAUAUUACAUUUACAGCUUUUAAACCUAUACACCGAACAUUUAAUUUGCUACCAUAUUUAAGCAGGAUCCCAUUUCCCUUGUUUUCCCCAGAUCAUUACAAUGUUUGAACAAAAAUACUUGCCAAUCUGACUACUGAUGUUUUCCGUGGCCAAAAUUUGCAUUAAACCAUGCAUGCCCUAUAUGGUCAUGAAAACAUGCCAAAAUUAUCAAAAUGCCAAUCUUUUCUUCUUUUUCUGCUUUAACUCCUACAUAGUGUUUGUGCAACAGCAAAAUUAAGCUUUGGAAAGCCAGUCACCUUGUUUCAUAGACACGUAACUCUUUAGCUCUUGGCAAAAUAAGUAAGAUAAGAGAUAGAAUUGCUAAUAGGGGUGGGCGUUCGGUUUUUCCGGUUUUAUCGGUUCGGUUUGUUCGGUUUAGUAGAAGAUCGGUUUCACAUAAUUGCUAGCUGAAAUUCCUCCUAGAAAAAUUAAAACCGAACCUUUUUAAACCGAAUUAAUUCGGUGCGGUUCUUUCGGGUUAGGUUUAUACCGAACUUGAUUUUGACCACUCCAUCAGUUCAUCACGCUGCCAACAAUAAUCAGGAAUCAACAACAUAUAAAAAAAGAAGUUCCAUCAUCCAUCUUAGGGGAAAUUAAGAGUAUUAGUAUAUACCAUUGGCCAUAGAACCAGAACAACAGCAAGAUGGCAGCAAGAUGUCAGAGAAUCGAAAAGCCAGGAGUCCAAGAUUAGCACCUG